AUGUUCGAACCUGUACGCGGAGGGACUCGUGGGGGACAGGCAGAGUUCAAGUGGUCAGAUGUAACUGUAGACAAAGACAGAGAGAACUACCUGGGGCAUAGUAUCAAUGCACCUGCUGGUCGGUGGCAGAAGAACAAGGAUAUUCACUGGUACAACAGGGAUCUGGACGACGGUGAAGCUGCAAGAAAGGAAGAAAUACGCAAAGUUAAGGAAGCCGAAGCCGAAGCACUCUCUGCAGCACUAGGUUUUGAAGCCACCCCUAAAGGUGCCCAGGAAGCUUCCUCGUCUACCACUAGGCAGCCUGAGAACGCCGAACCCGACGAUUCUGAGAGGCUACAGCGUGCUCAGGAGAAAGAAGAGAAGCGCCGCAAGAAAGCUGAGCGCAAAGAGGAAAAGCGCGCGCGCAAAGAAGCUCGUAGAGAGCGCCGGAACGAUGAGGGCGCACUCCGGCACCGCUCUUCGCGCUCACGCUCUCCUCGUCCCCGCAGCCAUUAUCAAGAUGGAGAUAGAAGGUCUAGACACAGCCGCUCACCGCACGUACCUUCCGAGCGACGCCGUGAUGUCCGAGACUACGAUGCGGUAGAAAGGGAGAGGGAACGAGAGAAUGAUCAUCGGCGGUGGAACUUUCACUCAAGGCGAGAUCUGCCUGACGCCCGAGAUAGACGUGAUUAG
This is a messenger RNA of Coniophora puteana RWD-64-598 SS2, 672 nucleotides long. RefSeq lists its product as uncharacterized. Bases 1 to 672 code for a protein of 223 amino acids. The transcript has 3 exons. The record is from RefSeq and is a predicted model, not a curated record. Lineage: Eukaryota; Fungi; Basidiomycota; Agaricomycetes; Boletales; Coniophoraceae.